Messenger RNA from Drosophila innubila, 1649 nucleotides. RefSeq names its product E3 ubiquitin-protein ligase KCMF1. The transcript has a single exon. Gene Ontology annotation, biological process: synaptic signaling. Bases 1 to 1560 code for a protein of 519 amino acids. Gene Ontology annotation, molecular function: zinc ion binding. The record is from RefSeq and is a predicted model, not a curated record. Lineage: Eukaryota; Metazoa; Arthropoda; Insecta; Diptera; Drosophilidae. Gene Ontology annotation, cellular component: plasma membrane.
AUGGCUCCGUUCACUCAACCGCCGGAACGUCACUUGGGAUACGUGUGUUGCAAGUGUAUUGCCCGAAGUUUCUUGGGUCGUCGCUAUGCCUGCUGGAUGUGUAUUGACUAUCAGCUGUGUGGCAACUGCUACGACACUGGAGAAUUGCCCACGUCGCCGGAGCAUAAGUAUUUCCAUCCAUUGGAGGUGCAUUACACUCGAUCCGAAUACGAGCUGUACUUUGGCGGUGAGGGGUAUGCGGAGGCCAAUGUUCCCCAGAGUUACAAGUGCGCCUUUUGCGAUAGUUGCGGAUUUACCAGCAUCCAGCUGUACAAGCAUCUCGCGGAUACGCAUCGUGGCCACAAGGACUUUGAUGAGUACUUGAGCAUCCUGUACACUCGCUACACAGCCGAUGCUUCGGCUUCAUCUGUUGCAGGUGCUCCGCCACUGGUUCGGAUUGUGCCACGUGCCACGCCACGCCCCGCGUCGCCACAGUACAACACGCCCAUGGUAAGUUUCCGUGAGGCGGUUCAACUGACUCAGCAACGUCGUAGCGCUCUCUUGGAGCAAAAUGCAAUAAACAUGCUGGAGGAGUUGCGGGUGAGCAGGAUUUCCACCGAAGCUAUUGUAUUGAGCGGAUUGGAUCAGGAGCAACAGCGAUCCCUAAGAACAUCGCGUAAUCCAAAAACGGUCCGUGCUCGGAUUCUGCCACAAGUAACGAGACUGGGCGGAGGAAUGCCCAGUGCUAUGCUACUGGAACCCUGGAGCUCCGACUGGGUAACACCGAGAAAUAUGAUUGGGGCUAUGCAGCUUCAACGGCAACGCCCUGAUCGCCAGUUGAUCACAUAUGCGGAUGUAGCGCGUCAGGCUGCCAAGUAUCCUCCCUGUAUGGACAACAUUAAAGCGGAUACUGAAGAGCCGGAAUUGCAUAAGUUUCUGUGUGCUCAAUUUAAUGUUAAAGAACAGAAGAAACGACAUCAAUCGCAGCUUUCACCGAAUCGUUCUCAGUUCAUGGAGGCACUUCUCUGCUCCAUGCUUUCGGAGGAGCAACUAUCUCUAAUUCCUGUGGAGACAGUUGUCAUCCCAGUGGAGCCAAAGCCAAUGCAGGAUGAAUCUCGAUUGGCGAAUGAGACUACAACUUUCAGCAGUCCGGCAGAUGAUGUCAUGGAUCGCUUCUAUCGAGGACUUGAGAACUAUACCAAGUGGUUAGCCGAGUUUACCAAGGCCAAGAACUCUAAGGAUGCAAACAUUUCAGCUGUGCCGAAUUUGAUUUUUCAGGCAACUUGUCAACCAAUCCUGGACAUUGACUCUGACGUGGAUAACGACACAGAUGAGCGCGAGGAAGAGGAAGGGAAUGGGAAAGAUAGUGAAAUAUACAAAAUUCUAACUAUCGACUCCUCUAUUGAUGAAAGUGGACAACAAGUGCAUGAAUCAAUCGAAAUAGUAAGCAUUGAUGCGGGAGAUGAUGACGAAGAUGUAGAGGAAGAGGAUGAAGGUGAAGACGAGGAUGAUUUCGAAAGUAAUUCCGGUGCAGAAACCUCCGAUUCAACUAUAGCCAUGAUGGUCAAUGUACUUGAUUAGGUUUAUGGCUCCUAAACAACGAUUGAUAUGGAAAAUGCAUAAACUGGGGAAAAAUAAUAACUAACUAUUGUUUUGUUAUUUUCACAAUA